Messenger RNA from Camarhynchus parvulus, 1929 nucleotides. RefSeq names its product tubulin polyglutamylase complex subunit 2 (gene TPGS2). The record is from RefSeq and is a predicted model, not a curated record. Bases 49 to 924 code for a protein of 291 amino acids. Gene Ontology annotation, biological process: protein polyglutamylation. Lineage: Eukaryota; Metazoa; Chordata; Aves; Passeriformes; Thraupidae. The transcript has 7 exons.
GCAUUGUUCUCUGUCAGGCUGGGUAGAGACAGGAGGGUCCCGCGGAGGAUGGAGGAAAAACUCCCCACCGGCAUCAAGCCCUACCUGGACAAGCUCACCUUGGGCGUCACAAGGAUAUUGGAGACUUCCCCAGGAGUUGCUGAAGUGACUUUUGUGGAAAAGGAGCCAGCUGAACGCCACACAAUCGUCUCCUGGGAACAAAAAAACUCCUGUGUAUUACCUGAGGAUUUAAAGAACUUCUAUCUGAUGACCGAUGGCUUCCAGAUGACCUGGAGUGUGAAGACUGAUGAUACCCCAAUGCCCCUGGGCUCCAUGGUGAUUAACAGCAUCUCAAAGCUGUGCCGGCUUGGUGGUUCCUCUAUGUACACUCUGCCUAGUGCUCCAACUCUUGCUGACCUGGAAGAUGACACAGAUGAGGAAGGUAAUGGAGACAAACCAGAGAAGCCACACUUUGAUUCUCGUAGUCUUAUCUUUGAAUUAGACCCAUGCAAUGGGAAUGGGAAAGUCUGUCUUGUUUAUAAGCAUGCUGAACCAGUGGUCUCCCCAGACACAGAGAUCUGGUUCCUGGACAGAGCUCUGUAUUGGCAUUUCCUCACCAAAACCUUCACAGCCUACUACCGCCUGCUCAUCACCCACCUGGGUCUCCCACAGUGGCAGUAUGCCUUCACCAGCUAUGGGGUCAGCCCCCAGGCCAAGCAAUGGUUUAACAUGUAUAAACCUAUAACCAUCAACACAGCACUCCUGUCUGAAGAAGCAGAUUCCUUUGUGAACAAGCUAGACCCCAAUAAGGUAUUUAAAAGCAAGAACAAAACUCCAGUGCUCAAGAAAAAACAGCCUCCACAGCCACCAGGCUCCCAAAAGAGUCACACAAGCAUGACCUCUGCCAAGACAUCCUCACUAGCAGGGAAUUCUUCAAGGAAGUGAGCCCGCUAGAUCUGACCCUGGACAACAUUUGCAAUAAGCUUUGAUGCUUUCUGCUGCAGAGUCUCUGUGGUUCAGACCAAGUUCCUUGUGCAUGAAUAGAUGUGCCCAUGGAAAACACAUUGCAGCACUUGCAUGAAAUAUAGCUGUGAUGUGGAUGUAGUUCCUGGAGGCUCUUAAAAAAAAUUGAUACAUCAGUUUUAUUCCCUUCUGCUACUUGCAGCAUGUACUUUUCAGAGGGCAUGAAGAAACUUUGAUGUUACUGCUCCAAGGGGAAGCAUUUGUUCCUGUACAACUGCAGCAGUGAAAUGAAAGCAAAUAUAAUUCACUGUAACUUUAACCAGACCAGUGCUGAAGUAGAGGGUGUGAAGAUGUUUCUUCCAUGUCCUUUGAAAGAAAACUAUGCUGACCUUGCACGCUGUGGGAGCAGGCUGGAACCCACUGAACUGAGAAGUAUCUUUCACUCCACAUAGAAUCAAACUCUGCACUUCCCUGUGCUUCAUCCAACUUUUGCUCUGAGAUUCAUGGUACAAUGGGACUUGAGACUUCCAUGUCUCUGCAUUAGCCUAGCCACUUGCUCUGCAGCCCGGACCCCUUUUUGGCCUUCAAGCUGUCCUAGAUUGGAAGGCAAUAUGUGUAUUCUAUUUGCCAUCUGUGAGAGGUGUGGCAGUUAUCUUCUGUUAAUUGGGCAGUUUUCUUUAUCUCUUCCACAAACCAAUCCUCACUCCCAGGAGAUACCUGCUGUUAAUGGGCCAUUGAGUGUCACUGCAUGACUGAUAAAAAUUACAGCAUCCCAUUGUGAGCUGCUUCACCACGGGAGAGGAGCCAAGCAUUCCUACCUGGAUAUAAUCUGAGAUUUUGGGACACCAGAACAGCCUUUCCGCUGUAUUCCCAGAGGAGCAGCUGCCUUUUCCACUGGAUCUUCAGAGGAAGACCAAGCCCAUCUACACCACCACUGGACCUUCAGAGGAAGACUACACCUUUCUACAGGAUCACUGCUCCAACAGA